Molecule: messenger RNA, 1689 nt
Organism: Abrus precatorius (Indian licorice)
Lineage: Eukaryota; Viridiplantae; Streptophyta; Magnoliopsida; Fabales; Fabaceae
Product: nodulation-signaling pathway 1 protein
Exons: 1
Coding region: 1-1689 (562 amino acids)
Biological process (GO): regulation of DNA-templated transcription
Cellular component (GO): nucleus
Molecular function (GO): DNA-binding transcription factor activity; sequence-specific DNA binding
Source: RefSeq, a predicted model, not a curated record
AUGACCAUGGAACCAAACCCAUCAUCAGAUCACAUUCUGGACUGGUUCGAAGGCUCUGUCCCUUUCUUUCCACCAUUCUUGGAUGAUCCAUAUAACACUAGUGACAUCCAAGUGUAUCAGUUAUGGGAUCAGGACCAAGACAUUAGCAACCACUACCAAAUUGAUACCAAUAUUGGUUCCCCUAAUGCCACCAACAUUACUACUGCUGCUAGUACUACAACUAGCAUAACACCCCUUGAGCCUUAUGAUUCUAAUAACCACCAACCACUUUCUGACUUGCCCAAGAAAAGAAAUGCCACCGAUGAAUCAAGCCUCAAACCAUCACAAAACCAUAGGCACAAGAAAAUCAAGAGUCAUCCAAUGAAUGAAGCAAACAAUGGAGAUGCAGCUGUUCAAGGGGCAAGUACAACAGUUAAAAAAUCUGGUGGGAACAAGAAGGGUGCAGCUAAGGCCAAUGGAAAUAAUAGUAACAAUGGAAACAACAAGGAAGGUAGGUGGGCAGAACAAUUGCUCAACCCUUGUGCUGUUGCCAUAACUGGUGGAAACUUGAACCGUGUGCAACACCUCUUAUAUGUUCUCCAUGAGCUAGCAUCACCUACUGGUGAUGCCAACCACAGGCUUGCUGAACAUGGUCUUAGAGCACUGACACAUCAUCUAUCUUCUUCUACUUCAUCUAAAUCUUCAUCUUCAGGGGCUUUAACUUUUGCAUCAACUGAACCAAGGUUCUUCCAAAAGUCACUACUCAAGUUCUAUGAGGUUAGUCCUUGGUUUUCCUUUCCCAACAACAUAGCAAAUGCUUCCAUUCUUCAAGUUCUUGGUGAAGAGGCAAAUAGUUCACGUACCCUUCACAUCCUUGACAUUGGUGUCUCUCAUGGUGUGCAAUGGCCAACUUUUCUAGAGGCCUUGAGCCGUCGACCGGGUGGACCUCCUCCGCUGGUUCGCCUCACCGUGGUUACUGCUUCCUCCACUGAAAAUGACCCAAAUAUGGAGACUCCAUUUUCAGUUGGUCCACCUGGUGAUAACUUCUCUUCUAGACUCCUUGGUUUUGCUCAGUCCAUGAACGUUAAUUUGCAGAUAAAGAGGCUUGAUAAUCAUCCAUUACAGACAUUGAAUGCUCAAAUUAUUGACACCUACCCUGAUGAAAUCUUUGUUGUUUGUGCACAGUUUAGGCUGCACCACUUGAAUCAUAACAGUCCUGAUGAAAGAAUUGAGUUUCUAAAGAUGUUAAAGAACAUGGAGCCCAAAGGGGUGAUAUUAAGUGACAACAACAUGGAUUGUUGCUGCAGUAGCUGUGGAAAUUUUGCCACUGGGUUCUCUAAAAGAGUGGAGUACUUGUGGAGGUUUUUGGAUUCAACCAGCUCUGCAUUCAAGGGUCGUGAGAAUGAUGAAAGGAGGGUGAUGGAAGGUGAGGCUGCAAAAGCAUUGACAUACCAGCGUGAGAUGAAUGAAGGGAAAGAAAAAUGGUGUGAGAGAAUGAAAGAAGCAGGGUUUGUAGGGGAAGUAUUUGGAGAGGAUGUGACGGAUGGAGCUAGAGCAUUGCUGAGGAAGUAUGAUAGUAGUUGGGAGAUGAAAGUAGAAGAUAACAAUACUAGUGUGGGACUAUGGUGGAAGGGGCAACCUGUUUCUUUCUGUUCUUUGUGGAAGCUGGAUGAGAAUGAGCAUGGUAGGCCAUUGACGGCUAGGCUGUAG